Molecule: messenger RNA, 1056 nt
Organism: Sphaeroforma arctica JP610
Lineage: Eukaryota; Ichthyosporea; Ichthyophonida
Exons: 5
Coding region: 1-1056 (351 amino acids)
Source: RefSeq, a predicted model, not a curated record
AUGGUCUUUGUCGAUGACUUGGCUGAGCGUUAUCCCCAUAUCACCCACGCCCCCUGGAACGGCCUCACACUGGCUGACUUGGUCAUGCCGUGCUUCCUGUUUAUGGUGGGGUGUUCUAUGGCGUUUAGCCUGAAGCAGUACAUAUACACAGACGCACAGAUGCAUGGGCCUACCCUGGCCAAGUACAACACGUACAGCUACUGGCGGAACUACGCCCUGCGGAUAGACGGCACCAAGCAUGCGCUGUAUCGCGCGUUUAAACUGUUUGGCCUGGGAUUGAUACUGCAAGGGGGUGAGGAGUUCAGCGACAACUCCUACUACUACGGAUGGAAUCUGCGGACACUCAGGUGGUGUGGCAUCCUCAACCGUAUCGCCUUUGCCUAUCUGGUUGCUGUGCUGUUAGAGCUAUGGCUACCAUACACUGAUCCUAGUGCCUUGCGUAGUCGUGCAUCGAGUGUGGUGAGCAGAGCUCCGAGUUCUAAUUAUAGAACAACUCCGGCCAAUGAAAACGCCCCGUUGCUCGACCACGGCGCCAGUGACAAUGGUGCCGGAGAGGAGAGGAAGUUCGGGCGCCUAAAAAUAGCAGCCAAUCAGAUGCGUGGCUCGCUUGGGCGGCACCUGGCGGUAUUCCGCAUGGGCGUGUGGCAGUGGGUAGGCGCAGUGGUGGCUGUUUGCGUCCACCUACUUCUCACCUACCUGACAUGGGUACCUACCUGGGAGUCACACUACCGAUGGGAUGCCACAGGUGCUCUGGAAUUCCUGGACGGGAGUAGGGAUGCUCCAACGGUGACGAUUGAGUGCGAUGUGAGGGGCAGUACACUCUCACCCGAAUGCAGUGCGCAGGGUUUCUAUGACAGGCUGCUGUUUGGUCAGGACCAUCUGCACAACUGGAGGAGUGUAGGUAAGCCCAUGAGCCAUUAUAUCUGGAGGAGUGUAGAGGGAUCGCUCAGCAGCAUAGCGUGCAUAGCCACAGUACUGAUAGGUCUACACUACGGGAAGGUUGUAACCGCAAACAAGCUGCAUUCGGCCGAUGGACUGACUAAUAAGUACGUAUAA